ACCGUAGGCCACUGACAGAUAAUUACAUAAAUUAACUAGUUAUAGUUAUAUAAUUCUGAUUAAUAUAAUAAUUCGACAUUACAUUGGCGGUUUUAUUUUUAGGCGCCGCGGGGGGCAGUGGCGCGAAGGUGACCGGCGACGUCACAGACACGUGUCGAUCACGUGACCGCCGGAGCCGCCGCUGCUGCUGCUGCUGAAGUUUCUAUGAUGGCGGCCAGUAAUUAUUAUGGAUUCACACAUGCAGCUGCUGCUGCCGCCGGCCCGCAGUACAGCACCCAGCCGCCUCCAGCAUAUUCCCACCCAACCACGGGCAGCUAUAACGUCCAGCCCGCCCCCGGAGUUGCCCAUACGGUGACGGCCUCGUACCCUGCGGCCACCGCCCAACCAGCACGUCCCGCAGUGACAGCCCCCUACCCCACCUACCAGCCCCAUCCUGCCCCCAACUACGGCUACCGCCAGCCCGAAACGCCCCCGCAGCCGACAACCACCCCUCAAACCUACCAGGUGUUGACUGAACCGGAGAAUUAUACUUACGGCCGACCGCCGUCGGUCAGCAGCUACGAGAACAAGCAGUACUUUCAAACGAGCAUCGCACCUGCGCAGCGAACCGCAACAGAGGCCUACUUCCAGACAGGUGUCACUGAUACCAUCUUUGCCUUUUCAGGGCUGAAAAGUGGCUACAGCCCCGUGAGCACAGUGUACAGUCAGCCGCCUGUUCAAAGACAGGUCGCGGCACUCAAACCCCCUCCCACCGCGAGCUCGGUGUCCUCGAGCUACACCAUCUAUCCCACCUCCACCAGCGUACAGCAAACUCCAGCCCCUAUAUCCACUUACACCCACAGUUCUUCCUUCAACUCCACAGCUGCUACGUCCUACUCCGCUGGUCUCAGCUAUUCCAGCUAUGAGUCUAGCGGUUACACGUCCGCACCGUCGUACUUCCAGCCGACGCAGUUGGCGCCUCCGCAGGCACAGCCUCAACCUCCUCUGCAGCAGCCGCAACAGCCGCCGCCACCACCGCCACAGCAGCAAACGCAACAACCUCCCAAACAGCUCGCCAACUCGUCCUGGAGCAACACUGCGGUCACCAGCCCCGCCGUCAACGCGUACAAGAAGCCCAUUUUCCACCAGAACAAGAUCCAGAAGCCCAAAGGCCCACCUAAACAGCCGCAGCUGCACUACUGUGAUAUCUGCAAGAUAAGCUGCGCCGGUCCGCAGACGUAUCGAGAACAUCUGGAAGGACAGAAGCACAAGAAGAAAGAGGCGGCUCAGAAGAGCGGCAGUCAGGUGACCAACGGCCCUCGCGGCGUCCAGACGCAGUUGCGCUGUGAGUUGUGCGACGUUUCGUGCACCGGCGCCGAUGCUUAUGCCGCGCACAUUCGGGGAUCCAAGCACCAGAAGGUGGUGAAGUUGCACACCAAACUUGGCAAACCCAUCCCUUCCACGGACCCCGUUUUCGUGAGCUCCGCCUCUGCUGCCACGACGAUGACUACUAGUAAAACGGCGGCGACAGCAGCCGCUCCCACCCCUGCAUCGGUGGCGCAGAAGACGCCAGUGACGGCUCCUUCCAAACCCGCGUCCACUCCUGUGAAAAAACCCACUGCUGCUAAAGUUGCCAUUAUCGGCAGUAGAGCAUCCACAGCAGCUCCGGUAAAGUUGGAGGAGGUGAAGCCGUCCGUGGUCAAGACGGACCCUUCGAGUGAUGAUGAGGACGGUGACUGUGCAGGAGCUCAAGGAGACAUUCAGCCUGUGGGACACGAUUAUGUAGAAGAGGUUCGAAAUGACGACGGUAAGGUGAUUCGCUUCCACUGUAAACUGUGUGAAUGCAGUUUCAACGAUCCCAACGCUAAAGACAUGCACCUGAAGGGACGGAGACACCGGCUGCAGUACAAGAAAAAAGUGAACCCAGACCUCCCUGUGGAGAUCAAGCCCAGCAAUCGUGCGCGGAAGCUUCUGGAAGUCAAACUGCGCAAACAGAAGCAGAAAUCUGUGCUGAAGAGACAGCAAGAGGACGAACAGCGCUGGCACAUGGAAAUGAGGAGAUACGAGGAGGACAUGUACUGGAGGAGGAUGGAGGAGGAGCAGUUAUAUUGGGGCGAGCAGAGGCGCAGAAUGGCUCCGCCCCCUCUAAUGGGCCGGCCUAACAUGCCGGUGCCGCCCCUACUGCCUGUGCGGCGGCCAGAUUCGCCUGACGACCGCCACAUCAUGGCCAAACACUCUGCAAUCUACCCCGUGGAGGAGGAGCUUCAGGCCGUCCAGCGAAUCGUCUCACAUUCUGAGCGCGCUCUCAAACUGGUGUCUGAUUCACUGCUGGAGAAGGAGGCGAGUGCUGUGGACGACGCCGAUGAUGACGUGACGGACAAACAGUCAGAGUCUCAGGCUCGUGUUCUCAAAGGAGUCAUGCGUGUGGGAAUCCUGGCUAAAGGUCUCCUCCUGCGUGGCGACCGCAACGUCCAGCUCAUCCUGCUGGCGGCCAAGAAACCCACCGUCUCUCUUUUGAGGACCGUCGCGGAGCAGCUGCCCAAACAACUAGCGACCUUUUCUGAAGAUCAGUAUGAGGUGCAGGUACACCCUGAGGAAGCCAACAUCGUCAUUUUUUCAAGCAAGGAACCAAAAAUGCAGGUCACCAUCUCUCUUACCUCGCCAGUGAUGCGCGAAGACCCCGUCCCCAACAUGGAGAAAGCGUCAGAGAAAGACCCUCCGGAUGUCCUCAACAGGAUCAAGUGCCUUGAGUAUUUAGCAGCCCUGCGACAUGCUAAAUGGUUUCAGGCUCGGGCAAACGGUCUUCAGUCUUGCGUCAUCAUUAUUCGGGUUCUGCGGGAUCUGUGUCAGCGUGUACCUACCUGGGGCAAGAUGCCCGACUGGGCUAUGGAGCUGCUUGUGGAAAAGGCCAUUAGCAGCGCAUCCAGCCCCCUCAGUCCCGGGGAAGCUCUGCGGAGGGUCCUCGAAUGCAUUGCCACCGGGAUUCUCCUGCCAGAUGGUCCAGGUCUUCUCGACCCCUGUGAGAAAGGUCAAACGGAUGCUCUGGGAAGCAUGUCAAAACAAGCUAGGGAAGACGUGACCGCUAGUGCACAGCACGCACUGCGACUGUUGGCUUUCCGUCAGAUCCAUAAAGUUCUCGGCAUGGGCUCCUUGCCGGCAUCCAAAGCUGGAGCUCGUAACCGCAAGAGGCGACGAGACGGCAGUGAUGCCGGGGAGGGAGAAGCCAACGAAAAGAAGGAUAAAAAAGAUGAUUCUCAAGAUCCUUGAGAUGUCUGUGUAAUCUUCUCAACCUGUUAUGUCCUUUAAAAUGUAUAAAUAUCACUCAAAGAGGAAAAAAUAACACUUGAUCGUUCCGUUUUUUUUUCAAAAGGACGAGGAAUGGAAAAAACGUAGUCGUUCCCCUUUUAUGAUGUAAUAUGUCUUUCUAUUACAUCUGAGCUGAAAAUAGGCUGAAAUACUCAUGAAGUUUAAAUGCAGUGUAUCAGAUGAUGACUGAACGUCGCUACCAAUCAGCGACCCACAUAUAAUAUAAACAGUUAAUGAACGUCACAUUAGAUCUAUUAGGCACUUUCACAUAUUAAUGGCACUUAAUUAAUUAAAAGCUUUAAUCAUCCUGACACAGGCCAGUCUUUUUUAUGUUUACAUAAAAUAUAUAGUGGGGCCCAAAAGUCUGAGACCACAUUGAGAUUUUUAUUUUUCACACAUUUCAACAUGGAAAUAAACAAGUUUUAUGAUUUUGAAAAAUUUAAAACAAUUAUUUAAACAAAAUAAGAAAUAUUUCAGAUCAGAGGUGGCGCCAGGGCUGGGGUUGAGUGUUUUUGUGCAUUUAUCGGAUUUGUACUCUCUUUCAAAUGUGUGCUCGCUUCUCGCUUUCAUUUUCACUUUCAAAUUCGUUCACUUUCAGCAGGGAGCAAGGAAGGGGGGACACGGUAACUCGUUUGGGGGGGCAUGGCCCGCUAAUGCCCCCCCUUGGCGCCAGGCCUGCUUCAGAUUCUACACUAUUUCUCGCUAACUAAUGAAAUUAAGGCAAAUUAAUAACAUUGAAUAUGUAAGCAGAUGGUCAUUUAUGCAAAUUAUGCAGAGAAUUUAAUUAAAAAUAUAUAUAUUUUUGGGGAAAAUGUAAAAGUCUCAGACAUUUGGAUCCCACUGUAUAUAAAACAAAAUAUUUAGACAUAUUUAUAAAUAUAAGUUAUAUUCUAUAUAAUAUUAUUAUAAUGUAUUAUAUAAUAAUAUUAUGUAUGAUGUUAAUGCAAAGAAACUAGUUUCUCUACUGUGUAUCUUCAAAUGAAUUAAGUUUUUAAAUUAAGCGGUUAGUAGUAUUCACUAAUAAGCUGUUAAAAGCGACACGAUUCAGCUUUGUGUGGUUGUUUAUUAACCCGACACUGGAUUUAUACACGUUUAAGUAUCAGAUCUGUAAGCGCUGGAGGACAAAAAUAAAUAAUGUGGUGCGCAAAAAUAGACUUUUGCUUCUCUGCUAUCAUUAUUUUUAUUUGCAUACUGAAUAAUCGCUCAUUUCACAGUGAGAAGCUGGCGUUUUGACAGGGUAUCGAACUGUUGUUCUCUAGCGAACAACGUGAUUAAACAACGUAGAGUCUGUGGUUCUUCACACGUGCCUGCGGUAAAGAUUUAAAGUACUUGAAAUGUGAACAAGGAGGUGAAUUUCCGGUUCUUCAUAUUGCAAUAUAAUAUAAUGUAAUACCUCUCUAUUCUUAAUGUUUUUUAUAUAAAAGUAAAAUCUAACGAGAGAUGCACACUCUUGUGCGGUUUGCUAGAAAGAUUGCUAUUAGUACAAUGAAUUGAUUAUUCAUAUCGCCUGAAUUACGUUCUGCCACCUGUUUUAUGUAUAAUGCAAUCAUUUCCCAACAUUUUUAAAUGUUCCUGCUGAGUGUUUGUUCUUGUUUUGUAGGACUGUGAAAAAUUAUAGUGUGAUCUUUCAUUUGGAAUAUGUGUAGUGCUGCUUAACUAAAUAAACAGAAAAAUGAUCAGA
Ctenopharyngodon idella (grass carp) is the source of this 4966-nucleotide messenger RNA. RefSeq names its product zinc finger RNA binding protein 2 (gene zfr2). The record is from RefSeq and is a predicted model, not a curated record. Bases 205 to 3246 code for a protein of 1013 amino acids. Gene Ontology annotation, cellular component: precatalytic spliceosome. The transcript is spliced from 19 exons. NCBI's taxonomy places the organism in Eukaryota, Metazoa, Chordata, Actinopteri, Cypriniformes, Xenocyprididae. Gene Ontology annotation, molecular function: double-stranded RNA binding; single-stranded RNA binding; zinc ion binding.